Molecule: messenger RNA, 1522 nt
Organism: Glycine soja
Lineage: Eukaryota; Viridiplantae; Streptophyta; Magnoliopsida; Fabales; Fabaceae
Exons: 2
Coding region: 143-1447 (434 amino acids)
Biological process (GO): shoot system development; root development
Source: RefSeq, a predicted model, not a curated record
AUUGGACGCAACGUGACACAUUGGGAAAAGAUUAAAAAAGAAAUUCUUGUCUUCCAUAAUUCAUUCGCUAUAUAUAUAGUAGAUGCCAACCCCUAAAACACAAUAUAUCCCCUACCAGCCUUCUGUUUUCUGAAAAGAGAAAAUGGCAGUCACUGAAGCAAACACAAAAAGCUCUCUUCAUACUCGUUCGAACAGCUUGCCCUCCGCACCUCACCCACUCAUAUCACAACAUGAGGAGCAUCUGCAAAAAUUGAGGGACUCUGAAGCCACUUCUUCAAUAUCAUCAUCUUCGCUAAGCCACAAACUUAAUGGUUUGCUGGAUUUGCAGGACUGCACUGAUAAGUUGCUUCAAUUGCCUAUGAAACAACAAGCUGUGGCACAAAAGUUCAGUGACAAAUGUGUUGAUGACAUUCUAGAAGGGUCUUUGAGGCUCUUGGAUAUCUGCAGUACAGCCAAAGAAUGCCUACAGAUAUCAAAGGAAACUCUGUCAUCAGAAGGAAAAGUAAUGAAAUUGUAUUUACAACUGAGGGUGGAAAAUACUUGGCUUCAAGGAACAAGAAAAAUGGCAUCCUCUCCUUUGAACCCAAAAUCUGGUUCCCACGGUCGCUCAAAUAGCUUGCCCUCUAGACCACACCCUCUCAUUCUCAAAUGCAAUGAACACUUGGAAAGCUUAAGGGCUUCCAAAGAAACCUCCUCUUCCUCAACACUUCUUAGACAUAAGGUAGAAGGCUUGCAAGAUCUGAUUGAGUGUGUUGAAAAAUUGACUCAGCUUCCCCCUUACUCAAGAUGUCCUUCUCCACGAGUGUCAAGAGAAUUGGGUAAAAGACAUGGAUCCUUAAGGCUCUUAGACGUGUGUACUGCGGCCAAAGAUGCUUUACUACGCACAAAAGAAUGCACACGUGAACUUCAAUCAACCAUAAGAAGGAAGAGAGGUGGUGAAGUGGAGCUGACAGCAGAAGUCAAGAAAUUCUUGACAUCUAGGAAGGUAGUGAAAAAGGCCAUCUCCAAAGCCUUGGCAAAUUUGAACAGCACUUCAAAGAGUUCCAACAUCUCAUCUAAUACAAACAAAGAUCACCGAACAGUGGCUUUGAUUAGCUUAUUACAAGACAUGGAAGUGGCUACACUAUCAACAUUUCAGACACUGCUGCAAUUUAUCUCAGGGUCAACACAAUCAAAGUCAAACAGCUGGCUUUCGAUUUCCAAGCUAAUUCAGCCCAAGAGAGUCGGUUGCUCGCUAGUGGCAGAUGAAAGUGAAUUUGCCCAAGUGGAUGCAGCAUUGCAGUCCUUUGUAUUUACCAAGACUUGCAAAUUUGAAGACAUAAACAAUCUGCAAAACCAGUUGGAGAAAAUGGAGUCGUGCAUUAAAGACUUUGAAGAAGGACUUGAGUUUCUAUUUAGGUGUCUGAUUAAAAUCAGGGUUUCCCUUCUUGAUAUCCUUAACCACUAGUCCAACACAGCUGGGGUUGAAUUUUUGUAGUGAAAGACAGAGAUGCGCUUGUACAUGGAAAUCAUAAAUGUAUAU